This is a messenger RNA of Symbiodinium sp. CCMP2592, 1086 nucleotides long. The record is from the annotation of a GenBank genome assembly. NCBI's taxonomy places the organism in Eukaryota, Dinophyceae, Suessiales, Symbiodiniaceae.
AUGGAGGUAAGCUGCCCUGUGUUGUUGCGUGUUCUCCUUGGCUGGUGGCACUACGGAGUCCUCGCAGACAGCGGAGUGGCGCAGCGAUUCGGGAUGGAGGCGCAGGAGGUGGCUUCCCAGAGUCUGCUUCAGCUGAGCCGCAGCGGCGCCCUCAGCCGAAGGCUGGCACAGCUGAGUGACGACCUCGCAAAGGCCGCCGAGAUCCACCGAAGCCAUGCCGAGCUUGGCAACGGCACUUCCAAGUCCCUCGAAGCUGUGCAGGAGGAGCUGGAAGUUCUAAGAAGCCACGCAAUCCUUGUGGACGUCGCAGCAGUGGAGAAGCUCCGGAGUGGCGUGGCGCAGUGCAACGCCGAUCUCGAGGGGGCGUUCCAGGGAAAGCAGGGUGUCAACAGCUUGGAAGCUGCCGUGCACCAGGCUGAGGGCCGACACGAUGCUUGCAGGACGAAGACAACGACAGGGCCGGAAUCGAAGCGGAAAUCAUACUAUAGUGGAUAUGGCUCUCGCAGACAGCGACGUUCCUGGAGGCGGAAGUGGAAGUUCGGGUGGCGACGGCCGAAGCGUCGCUGGAACUACGGCUCGCUGGUCGAAUCUGAGGCUUUAAGGGAGGACGAGACGGGCAGUUGGAAGCGUAGAAGGCGUACCAGCUGCGAUGACCUCCAACACGAGCUGGAGUCCACAUUUUGCCAGUACCGGGCAAGGUUGACCCAGGCCUGUGGUGAGCUUGAAGCCUGCAGCGUCCGGCUGGGUCGGAGACUUGCGGACGAGGGAGCCGACGAGGUGAGAUCGGUCAACUUGAAGACUCGACUAGAGGUCGGGUGCCAAUUGAGUAGGGGAGUGGCCUUACACGACCCCCCGAGAAUGCCCUGCAGAGCCGGGUAUAGGAUACCCCUAUAUUAUUAUUAUUAUUAUUAUUAUUAUUAUUAUUAUUAUUAUUACUAUUAUUAUUAUUAUUAUUACUAUUAUUACUAUUAUUAUUAUUAUUACUACUACUAUUAUUACUAUUAUUAUUACUAUUAUUAUUACUACUAUUAUUACUAUUACUACUAUUAUUACUACUAUUACUAUUAUUAUUAUUAUUAUUACUAG